Molecule: messenger RNA, 7377 nt
Organism: Crotalus tigris (Tiger rattlesnake)
Lineage: Eukaryota; Metazoa; Chordata; Lepidosauria; Squamata; Viperidae
Product: leucine-rich repeats and immunoglobulin-like domains protein 2
Exons: 18
Coding region: 132-3308 (1058 amino acids)
Molecular function (GO): protein binding
Source: RefSeq, a predicted model, not a curated record
CAGCAGGCCCUGGUUGGCUCCUCCUGUUCGGCCUACGCGAAGGCAUGCGCGUUGUGUGAAGGCCAAUUCGCAGCUGCGCGGCCUGACUAGAUCUCCGGGGCGGCAGACGCCGCGCAAGACGGGGAAGGAGAAUGCGGCGAAGCGAGGAGAUUGGCCCAGGGGCGUUCAGGCCGCUGUUACCUUUGAUGCUGGUAGUGUUCCUGCGGGAGGCUGCAGGGGAAACUUGCGCCCCCGCCGCGCCUUGUUCUUGCCGGCGAGGUGUAUUGGAUUGCAGCCGCCUCCGCAUGUCCGGUCGGAGCUUAGAACCAGGCCUGCUGCCGCCUUUGCCUCGCAGCAUCACCGCGCUAGAUUUGAGUCAUAAUGAUUUGUUAUCCUCUAAUUGGAGUAUUGAUUCAUCAGGUCAAAUGCUGCAAGAAGUGAAGAUGAAUCAUAAUGAACUAAGUGGUAUUCCCCACUUUGGUGAACUAACUUCUAAUAUCACACUACUAUCACUAGUGCAUAAUUCAAUUCAGGAGAUUGUCUCUGAACAGCUGCAACCUUAUUUCUCCCUGGAGAACCUUGAUCUCAGUUCCAACUUCAUCACAGAAAUCAAAGUUUCUUCAUUUCCACAUAUGCAGCUGAAGUACCUGAAUUUGAGCAACAAUAGAAUAACCACUCUGGAAGCAGGCUGUUUUGAUAACCUGUCCAAUUCCUUAAUAGUUCUAAAACUGAACAGAAACAGAAUAAGCAUGAUUCCAUCGAAGACUUUCAAGCUACCUUAUGUGCAGUUCUUGGAACUUAAAAGAAAUCGAAUUAAGGUAAUAGAAAGCCUUACCUUCCAAGGCUUGGACUCAUUGAAAUCAUUAAAAAUGCAACGCAAUGGAAUUAGUAAUCUGAUGGAUGGUGCCUUUUUUGGAUUGAAUAAUAUGGAAGAAUUAGAGUUGGAACAGAAUAAUCUGACAGAAAUAAAUAAGGGAUGGCUAUAUGGCUUGAAGGCACUGCAAAAGCUCUAUGUCAGUCAGAAUGCCAUUAAUAGGAUUGGACCUGAUGCAUGGGAAUUCUGCCAAAGUCUUUCUGAACUAGAUCUGUCAUACAAUCAACUGACUCGCCUAGAUGAGUUUGCUUUUAUUGGAGUGAAUGUAUUGGAAAAAUUAAAUUUGAGUGACAGUAGACUCAGUUACAUUGCUGAUGGAGUUUUUAAAGGACUCUCAUACCUACAGACUUUAGAUCUACGGAAUAAUGAGAUUUCCUGGGCCAUAGAAGAUGCAAAUGAAGCAUUUACAGGACUUGAGAGACUCAAUAAACUGAUUCUUCAAGGAAACCAAAUUAAGUCAAUUACAAAGAAAGCACUUUCUGAUCUUCAGGCCCUUGAAUAUCUAGAUCUGACCAACAAUGCUAUAGUAUCUAUUCAAGAAGGUGGUCUUUCCCAGCCUCUUCUUAAAGAAUUGUUGUUGAAUACUAGCAGCUUAUUGUGUGACUGCCAGUUGAAAUGGUUCCCACACUGGCUUUUCCACAGCCGUUUGCAGGACGCUGUCAGUGUUGUUUGUGCUCAUCCUGAACGGCUAGCUGGAAGGAGCAUUCUCAGUGUGAACACUGAAGACUUUGUUUGUGAUGACUUUCCCAAGCCACAAAUUAGAACACAUCCUGAGACAACAGUUGCGCUUAGAGGAACCAAUGUUUCCCUGACUUGCAAGGCGGUGAGCAGCAGUGAUUUGCCUAUAUCUGCUGCCUGGAGAAAGGACAAUGAAAUAUUAUAUGACACAGAUAUAGAAAAUUACGUCAGGUACCAACAACAAGAUGGUGAAAUCCUGGAAUAUACUUCUAUCCUGCAUGUUUUCAAUGUGAACUUUACUGAUGAAGGAAAAUACCAGUGUAUCAUCUUCAAUCACUUUGGGUCCAAUUAUUCCAACAAGGCCAAGUUGACUAUCAAUGAGUUGCCUUCUUUUGUGAAAACUCCCAUGGAUUUGACAAUACGUACAAGAGCCAUGGCUAAAUUGGAAUGUGCUGCAGAAGGCCAUCCAUCACCCCAGAUAUCCUGGCAAAAAGAUGGCGGCACAGAUUUCCCUGCAGCUCGUGAAAGGCGCAUGCAUGUGAUGCCAGAAGAUGAUGUCUUCUUCAUAGUAAAUGUGAAAACUGAAGAUAUGGGGAUUUAUAGUUGUAUGGCACAAAAUGUGGCUGGCAGUAUAUCAGCAAACGUAACAUUGACUGUGUUAGAAACACCUUCAUUUGUUAGGCCUCUGGAAGACAGGACUGUAGCUCAAGGUGAAACAGCUGUUCUGCAGUGCAUUGCUAGUGGCAGCCCUGUCCCUCGCCUAAACUGGACCAAAGAUGAUGGUCCUCUGACAGUGACCGAACGGCAUUUCUUUGCAGCUACCAAUCAACUGCUCAUCAUUGUAGAUGCUGGAUUAGAGGAUGCUGGAAAAUAUACUUGCAUUAUGUCUAAUACUCUUGGUACAGUGCGUGGCCAUAUUUAUCUACAUGUAUUAUCCUCACCGAACUGUGACUCAUCCCAAAGUGGCAUUGGAAUUGGAGAUGAUGGCUGGACAACAGUUGGGAUUGUAAUCAUUGUUGUGGUCUGCUGUGUUGUAGGCACCUCUCUAGUUUGGGUUGUUGUUAUCUAUCACAUGAGAAGAAAAAGUGAAGAUUAUAGCAUCACUAACACAGAAGAGGUAAAUUUGCCUCCUGAUAUUCCUAGCUACUUAUCUUCUCAAGGGACUCUGUCAGAGCCACAGGAAGGCUAUAGUAAUUCUGAGGCAGGAAGCAAUCAGCAACUGAUGCCUCCCUCCAAUAGUUACAUACACAAAGGCACAGAUGGUGGCACAGAGCCAUUGGUGAUCUGCUCAGAUUGUUAUGACAAUGCCAACAUCUAUUCCAGAAACAGGGAGUAUUGUCCUUAUACAUACAACACUGAAGAUGAUCCACUGGAUCAGUCAUUGUCCAGCCUAAUGAUACAGAUGUCUAAAGAGCCCUAUCCUGGAUGCCCUCAGCAUGAAACCACAACUAUUAAUAACUUUUCAGAUGGCCAAGAUAGGUCUGUGUUUCUUAGCAGUCAAGACAGGCUACAUGAGAGGAAACCAUGUUCCCAGUCCUGUGGCAGUGAUCUUUUUCAACAGUCUUUAUGGGGUAUCAAUAAUGAUCUGGGGUUGUUGCAUCCUCAUUGUUCAUCUCCAUCUAAGACCCAUGAGGUGCUAGAAGUUCUGAAAAAUGAAGGCAUCACGGAGAAAGAGCCAGAGCAGAUUAUUCCUCCUAGGCUUCAUCACAGAUUACAUGAAUACAACUUUGAUUUUAACAGGACUCGGGACAUGCAAGAGCAUCGUGAAGCUACAUAAAAAUGAAAUAAACAUUAGCAGCUUGAAGCAUUUGUUAGUAUUAUUGCUACCUCAUAUUUUGACUCAUGGCAAAAAAUGUUUCAUGCUUCCAACAGAGGCCUAAUGGAACAGACCACUGACCGCAUGCUGGAGGGCAAAAUCACUUCUGCUAUUUUCCAAUAAGUAGCAUAUAUUAAAGCUCAGUCUUAAACGGAUAGUGAAAAAAAAGAAGAUAUAACACAGUGAUGGAAGUGCGAGUGUCUCUGUUGUCUUGGAAACAUUCCCAAGAAUGGUUCACAUACGUUACCUUUCCUGCUGAAAAAAAAAAAACUUUAAAAGAGCCUCUUUGCAAGAUUUCUUAGUAUUCAUCAAUAUGAAACUUUUGCUUGAUUUUUUGAUCCAUCUGACAACUAGCAGGAAUUCCUCUCAGUAUGUCCGAUCACAAAAUCUAUUUACUUUUUCUCUCUGAAGUAUUCAGAUGUAAAUAUAUACAUAUAAUAUAAAUAUUUUGUAUACACUAAUGGAGAUGAGAGAUUGAAAUGUAAAGUUUUUUUUAAAAUCAUGCCAAAUAUCACAUCAUUCUGACUUCCCUGACUUGUUUUGCCAGAAAUCAGAAAUUGUUUACUAAGAGUGAUGCAGAUGGGUUGGUUCAUAAUUAUUUUUUUUGCACUCCACGAUUGGAGUUAUCAAAUGCUCUGCCAUUCAUUCACUGGAGAUUUUCAUUCUUUGGUGGCUCUUCCACUUUAUAGUUUUAUGUAUGGGCUGUAAUUGAUGGAAGGAAGAUUGUGCAUAAAGAGAAUUUCUUGUGAAUCGGCCUGUGGAUUUUAACACAGGAUAUGAUAUGUAUGAUGUGAGAGAUGGUUAACUUGAUGUAUUAUUAGAAAUACGAACUAUUAAUGUGAAGUCAUUUUUAAAAUUUCAUGGAUGCUGGAAAUUAUUUUACUUUUUUCAAGCUUAGAAAGUUUAAACUGAUUAUCUCUGUUCAUACCCAUGCCUGAGAAAUUAAGCAAUGAGUGUGUAAGAUGUGAAGAAUUAAAUGAGUUGAACAUCAGUGGUUAGUCAGAAAACAGUGUUUCUCAACCUUGGCAACUUUUAAGAUGUGUGGACUUCAACUGCCAGGAUUCCCCAGCCAGCCAUGCUGUCUUCCCAAUGCUCCCUGAUGCAGGCUGAGUCCACACAUCUUAAAGUUGCCAAGAUAGAGAAACACUGUAUAGAAGAAACCUUUGACACAUAGGACUGGGAAGGAAUUUGACACAUUUCCUAAUAUGCUUUUGUACACCAAAAUGAAAUGUUAUACAAUACUAUAAUUAUGAUAUAACAGUGGAACAGCUAGUAAUGGAAGAUUAUCUCAGAAUAAGAAAUAAAAGGUAUAGACCUUCAGUAGUCUACAGAUUGCUUUUUAUACUGAGAUAAUCUUUUUGCUAAUCUUUGCUAUUCUUGAAUAUUCUGUUUGCUAAUUUUUCCUACUAUAAUAAUUCAGAGUUCUGGAUUGCAGUUAGAAGACAUCUCAUAAACUCUGUGUAUUAGCUGUGGCAAACACUUGUAGUCUGACAAAAUGUAGGAAAAAUAUUAGCUGUCAAUGUAAUCCCACACAUUUAUUCAGAUUUAAGUCCCAUUAAGUGCUGUAGGCUUAUUCUAAAGUAAUUAUAGAAUUGUAGUCUGAUUUGAAAAUUAGCCACAGUCUGUAUCAUCUGUUCUCAGAGUUCAAUAAAAGGUAUUUUGUAAACUAUUUGGUGUGCUUCUAUAGUAAAAUGUUGGCAUGAAAAAUUAUUAAGGCAAAUAUAUUUCAUUUGUGUCCAACAUUCCUGCCUUGUAGAAAAAAACUGAAGACUGAGCUUUUCUGGAGAGCUUUUGAUGCUUGAGCUAUGGUUAGAUUGCAGUUCUGCAGGCUACUUCUGCUGACUGCCAACUGCCAGGAGAUCGGCAGUUUGAUUCUCACUGGCGCAAGGUUGAUUCAGCCUUUCAUCUUUCCAAGGUUGGUAAAAUGAGGAGCCAGAUUGUUGGGGGCAGUAGGCUGAUUCUGUAAACCACUUAGAGAGGGCUGUAAAGCACUAUGAAGUGGUAUAUAAGUCCAAGUGCUAUUGCUAUAUUGUACUGGGUUUUAUCUGCCUUAUUUCUAUGUUACUUUAUAGUAUUUCUUUAUGUGCAUUGACAUAAAAAUUGUGUAGUAAAUGAAUCAAUCAGUGACUAUAUCCCCACUAAUGGAAAUAAUAUGUACUAAGCUCAUGAGUAAUAUUUAACUGGAAAAGGCCUCUUUUUACUAGCUGGAAUUUUAGUGUUUUUGUUAAAACUCUUAUUAUAUAAAGCCUUUUCUGGCUGGAAGCAGUAAAAUUCCUGUGUUUUGUUUUGUAACUUAAGAAUCCCUAUGGGCUUGUCCCACUUACAAAAAGUAACCAGCCAGGUAACUAAGCAAUGAAAGAAUGAACUCAUUAAGUAGUGGUUGCUUGCCCUUUUGGUUUUUGUACCAGUGGAAAGUGCCAACUUACAUAUUGCUUAUUUCUUCAUAAUAUCAGUAUCCCAAAUCUUACAGGGAUCUCUUGUCUGAGGUCUGAACCAGUGCUGAAAAUAGAAAAGUCAAGGCAGAUUAUUGUCAGCAAGUAGAUAAAGUUCAGCUUUCUAGGGCACAAAAUAACGUCUUCUUUUAUCCAAGAUAUUUGCUUCAAAGUACUGAACCCACAAAAAAUUAAUCUUGCUUGCAACUACAAUUUUAAUGCUUGUUGCAUUAUUUUCUGUGAGAACCAUACUUGAACUUUAGCAGUAAAAAUGGAUAUAUGAAAUAUACAGAAUGGCAGGUGAUGAAAUGGGUAAGCAUUCUGUUAACAAAAUUACAGAGGCACUUUAUUAUCAUUUUAAAUGUUGCGUUUUAGAAUUAUAUAAGAGAAAGGUUCCAAUUAAAAACCUUUGGUAAAAUAUAGGUACUCUGAAAAGGAUAAGAGUCAGACUGCAUUAACACUCUGUUUUGUAUUUCUGAGAUAUGUGCUAAAACACUCAGCAACAUAAAGUUCUGCAAGAACUUUCUUGUUGCUGGUUUUGCAUCUUCUUCAGGGUGGACAUGUACCAGAUGGUUAAAGCAUUUCUAUUUUAUCUUAUGUAAAGUUAGCACUUGAGAUAAUUUUCUCUCACUAAGUGAUGAAAACAGGUUAUGGAAAAUUGAGACAGCUUGUGGAGAAUCUGAUAUGGCAAAGCUGGAAAAAUAUGUAAGACCAGAACUUCAUUUCAUCUUUGUAUAUAUUCCUGCCAGAUUGCAAAUGACAUAUUGCACAGCUCAGUAUUUUACUAUUCACUCUGGAAGUUCAGAAGCUUCACUGUAGAGAGACAAAUUUGGUAAUCCAAACUUCCUUGUUAGAUAUAAGGAAGUUCCCGUUUAGCAACCACAACUGGCACUGGCAACUCAGCUAUUAAGCAGUGAGAAAGUGAAACCAUGGCUGUCUUAGGAUCUUCAGGUUUGUUUUUUUCUUUAUAGAUCUGUGAAACUUGGUAAAUGUGAGGAUUGAUUGUGAAGUUACUUUUUCAUCACCAUGAUAACAAUGGUGGCUAAACAAGAGCUACAUAUUUACAUGUCUUUAUGUAAAACAAUUCAGACAGCUUUGGGGCUAGAAUGGGUUCAGCAGUCAGGCUGUAAAUCUGGAAUGAAUAAAGUAUUGAGGAUAUUUAUGAGCACAAGGAUGUCUAAAAGUAAAUUGUAGAGCAAAGAAUUUAAACAUUUUAUACCUUCUCUAAGCUAUGUUUUUGGAAAAUGACUUCCUAGCAAGCCAAUACUUCUCCUACUCUGAAAACAAAAUCUAUAAGGAAUUGUGUCUGGGAUUAGAAUUUAGGCAAUUUUGAAAUAUUUCACUUAUCUAUCAUUUUUAAAAGAGGUGUUUUUUUGGGGGCAAUUUGCAGGGAAAAAAAUAUUGAUACUUUUUUCCAAUGCCAAAGUAAUUAUAGCUGUAAAUAUCCAGGGCAGUGCAAAUCAAUGUUUUCUUAUAGCUGUUCUUUCCUUGUAACUAUUUAUAUUUUCUCAUGUAAUCAGAAUGUAUAUUUUGUACAGCAUGUGUAAUAUGUUUGUCUAUUGUAAUAUACCUUACCCAAUAAAGGAAUACAUAAUUAA